Cajanus cajan (pigeon pea) is the source of this 2036-nucleotide messenger RNA. Its product is annotated as putative terpene synthase 2. Gene Ontology annotation, molecular function: terpene synthase activity; magnesium ion binding. Gene Ontology annotation, biological process: diterpenoid biosynthetic process. The record is from RefSeq and is a predicted model, not a curated record. Lineage: Eukaryota; Viridiplantae; Streptophyta; Magnoliopsida; Fabales; Fabaceae.
CCUAUAAAUACCUAGAUAGAUGUUUGGGUGUUUCAUCAAUAUAAACUACAGAAAUUACAAAGCACUUAAAUUUGUAUAGAGCAAAAGAUGUCCCUUCCAGCUUCAGCAGUUGUUUCAACCCAAAAUGCAGUAUCUGAUAUCAGACGACCUUGCGCGAGUUUUCCUCCCAACAUAUGGGGAGAUACUUUCCUUCAAUAUGCUUCUGAGUUUAUGGAAGUCAGUGACAAUGUGAAGCAGCAAGCUCAAAUGUUAAAGGAAGAUGUGAGAAUGAUGUUUCAAGCAUCCGUAAAUCAAAAUAUCAUCGACAAGUUAAACUUAAUUGACUUAAUCCAACGUUUCGGUGUAUCCUACCAAUUUCAACAAGAAAUUAACCAAGCACUGAAACAAAUUAACGACAGUUUCAAUGAAGAUGAAAAUCAUCACUCUCUUGCUCUACUUUUUCGGUUGCUUAGACAACAAGGAUAUCAAAUUUCAUCAAGCAUAUUUAACAAAUUAAAAAAUGACCAAGGAAACUUUGAUGAAACACUUGUCAAUGAUAUUCAAGGAUUGUGUAACUUGUAUGAAGCUACACAUCUAAGAACUCACGAAGAUGAUAUACUAGAAGAAGCGUAUGACUUCUCCAAGACUCAUCUGGAGUCCUUGGCCAACCGAGUGAGUCCAUCUCUUGCUAUCCAAAUCGAUCAUUGCUUAAGGAGACCUCUUAAUAAGAGUGUACUUAGGUUUGAGGCAAGGUAUCACAUGACUAUAUAUGAACAAGAUCCUUUUCAUGAUGAAACUCUACUAACCUUUGCAAAAGUCGAUUUCAAUAUUCUUCAAAAAAUACAUCAAAAAGAAAUUGGCAAUAUCAACAAGUGGUGGAGAAAAUCAAACUUUGCAAUAAAGGUUCCUUACGCUAGAGAUAGAUUGGUUGAAGCCUAUCUUUGGUCAUUAGCUACAUCAUCCAACAAACUUGAAUACAGUUAUAUAAGAAUGUUUAUGGGAAAAUUGACUGCUGUUGUUGCUCUUCUAGAUGAUACUUAUGAUGAUUAUGGCACUAUUCAAGAACUUGAACUCUUCACAAAAGCAAUUGAAAGAUGGGAUAUUAAUCCCUUUGGAUGUCUUCCACAAUGCAUGAGAGUAGUGUUUGAUACGGUUGUAGAAUUUUGUGAAGAAAUAAAGUUGAAGACAACUAAGACUGGAAAAUCAAGUUUUGUGAUGCCACAUUUUAAACAAGCGAUUUAUAACUUAAUUAAAGGCUACAUGGUUGAAGCCAAAUGGUGUCAUGAGAGUUACGUUCCAACAUAUGAUGAGUAUAAAGUUAAUGGAGUUUUAAGUUCUACUAUCCCCUUUUUCAUAACAUCCUUUAUUUGCAUUGGAGAAUUUGCAACAGAAAAUGUGUUGGAUUGGGCUUCUCGUGGUCCAAAUAUCAUUGAAGCUGCAUCAAUUAUUGGCAGAGUAGUGGAUGACAUGGCCUCACAUAAGUUUGAGCAACAAAGAGUACAUGUUGCCUCAGCUGUUGAAUGUUGCAUGAAGCAAUAUGACAUUUCACAAGCAGACGCCUAUAAACUUAUUCACAAGGAUGUUGAAGAUUGUUGGAAGGUUAUAAAUAAAGAGUAUCUCAAUUUAAAUGAUAUCCCAGAACCGGUGCUUGAUUUUAUUCUUAAUUUGACCCGAAUGUGUGAGGUUUCAUAUGAAAACCACCAAGAUAGGUUCACAAAUGGGGAAUUGCUGAAAGAAUACGUCUCUUCACUGCUUGUGGAUCCUAUGUGCAUCAAUCAACACCGCUAGGAGAAGCCAUAUAUUUCACAUAUUAUAAAUGUGUUAUGAUCUUUGUGCUUUAAGAGUAAAAACGUUAACAUGUGGUCCCCUUCAAAAAUCUAGAUAUAUAGAUGUUUCGGUGUUUCAUCAAUAAACUACGCAAUAUUUUUCAUAAAAAGUACUUUGUAUAACCCAAAAAUGUCUUCCAGCUGUAACAUUAAUUUGUUUCAACCCAACAUGCAGUACGUUAUCCCAUCUUUUAAUUUGUUAAUGUAUGAGGCACACCCUUUUAGUUCCCA